AUCCCCCACCUUCACUUCCAAAUAUAUUUUGAAAAACCCAACGAAAAAGUAUUAAUUUUGAUAACUAGGUGAAUAAACGUAAUUUACGAUUUAAAUCACAGCGGGUAUACAAUUUUCUUAGGUAACCAAGAGAGAUAUGGGCAAAGGUCGGAGCUUACCGAUUAGUCGAAGCGAGAGGUUUCUUGGGAGCCAUCAGCAGUCCGAUGACCAUCAUGUGGACGGAGAAACUACCUUUGAGCUGGAGCUCAUGGAAGAGGAUGUCUGGUCGGUGGUCGAGCCUGACGAACCAAAGGAACUAGGUGCGUGGAACGCACGCUCUCUCGAGGCCAGUGGCAGUGAAUGGAGACGGAAGGGAGGACGCGUGAGUGACCUGACCGUUCCGAGUGAUGGACAGAGGAAGAGACACGUGGCGACUUCUGCGCCGGUGAAAGUUCCUGACUGGAGCAAGAUCCUAAAGGUGGAGUCCGUCAAGUCAAUGCAUAAUAAUAAUAACGAUAAUGAUAAUGCUGACGUGGCGGAUUGUGAUUGGGAGAGUGCGAUGGUACCGCCUCAUGAAUACGUGGCCGCGCGUAGCCGUAACGGUGACGGUGGUUCGUCCGUGUUUUUGGGCGUGGGAAGAACGUUAAAAGGACGUGACAUGAGACGGGUCAGAGACGCCGUGUGGAGCCAAACCGGGUUUUAUGGUUAAUUUUACGUAAUUAAUUUGAUCAUUAAUAUUUGAUUGUAGUAUAUGAUUUGUCCAUAGAGUUGAAGUAAUUAAUUAAGCACUAUACAAUAACUAGUGUAAUCAUCAUUUAUUUAAAAUCACUCGUCUAUUCUACAUGUAA
Messenger RNA from Arabidopsis thaliana (thale cress), 827 nucleotides. Its product is annotated as senescence regulator (Protein of unknown function, DUF584). The transcript has a single exon. Lineage: Eukaryota; Viridiplantae; Streptophyta; Magnoliopsida; Brassicales; Brassicaceae. The record is from RefSeq and is marked reviewed. Gene Ontology annotation, biological process: leaf senescence. Bases 137 to 688 code for a protein of 183 amino acids.